AUGUCACAAAAUAUUCAUAAUCACCCACUAUCUCUGCCAUCUAAAAUACCUGUAGCAAUUCAAAAUAAUUUAAGAGACAUAAUUAUAGAGGAGGAUAUUUUAGAUUUGAUAGCUUGGAAAUUAAUCACUCGUAUAUCGAUGCAACAAUUUUUUAAAGGAGUUUUACUUCCAGAACUAUAUCUAUCAUUGAAUAAUAGGUCUAAAAUUGAGCAUAUAAUUGCAACAAAGCAUCGUGCUGAACAUCCAUAUGGUCAAGAUAUUAUAGCAAAUACAUAUCAAAAGUUAUUUGAAGAAUUUUUUACUCACAUAGAGCAAGAUUAUGGAUAUUUUGUUGAGUUUCAACAUAUCCAUAGUCGUAGAAUUAGAUACAUUUUAGCUGAUGAACAUUACUGUCAAGCAUUAGAUUGGGUACAAAAUAAAAAGCAUCUGUGGGUACUUGCUAGAUUGUCUUCUGCUUUUACUAAGAUGGCACAGAAUAUUUGGACUAAUAUACUAUUUACUACUAAUGCUAGAGAAUCAGCUUAUGCGAAUAUUAAUAGAAAUGAGCGUAAUUUGUUUUUAUUGGCUGCAAUUACCAA
Messenger RNA from Racocetra persica, 578 nucleotides. The record is from the annotation of a GenBank genome assembly. Lineage: Eukaryota; Fungi; Glomeromycota; Glomeromycetes; Diversisporales; Gigasporaceae.